CGCCCAUGACUCCUCCCACGCCGGCCACCGGCGGUCCCGACCCACUCCCUGGUCUCCUCACGCCCCCUCCCGGCCCCCCGAGGCAUUCUGCGUCCCGAGUGCCGAUCAGGCCUCGGCUGUCUCCGGCUUCAGGACCACAGCCAGGGACCCCCAGGCCGCCCCUCCAGGCUGCACGCCCGCUCGGCCCGCCCCCCGGACGCAACCAGGGACACGCUGGCUCCCGCCCGGCCUGGGCCACCGAGUCUUCUCCCACGGCGGUCACGCCCCUCGGAGGCGGCGCGCCGCCCGGCACACAGCCGGCGCCCGCUCUGCUGUCGCACCGCCCCUCCGAGGACCCAGGGAAGUCAGCCCUUUCCCGACAGGAUGGACGAGGAGAGCCUGCAGACCGCCCUCCAGACCUACGACACGCAGCUGCAGCAGGUGGAGCUGGCCCUGGGCACCGGCCUGGAUCCCUCCGCGCUGGCGGACCUGCGCCAGCUGCAAGGCGACCUGAAGGAACUGAUCGAGCUCACGGAGGCCAGCCUGGUGUCCGUCAGGAAGAGCAAGCUGCUGGCCUCACUGGAUGGAGAGCACCCAGCCCAGGACGGCGCAGAGUACCUGGCUUUCCAGAAGGCCAUUACGGAGGUGCCAGUAGCCCCCAGGGCAGAAGUGGACACUGUUCCUGAAACAGAGGCGGGGCCAGAACCCAGCAAGCCUGGGCAGGAGGAGGAGGAAGGGGAGGAGGAGGAGGACGAGGAAGAGCUGAGUGGCAGGAAAGUGAAUGCCCCCUACUACAGCCCGUGGGGCACCCUGGAGUAUCACAAUGCCAUGAUUGUGGGCACAGAAGAGGCCAGCGAUGGCUCCGCGGGCGUCCGCGUCCUCUACCUGUACCCCACCCACAAGGCCCUGAAGACCUGCCCGUUCUACCUGGAGGGGAAGUGCCGCUUCAAGGAGCACUGCAGGUUCUCCCACGGGCAGGUGGUCUCCAUGGACGAGCUGCGUCCCUUCCAGGACCCGGACCUAAGCUCCCUGCAGGCUGGCUCGGCGUGUCUGGCCAAGCAGCAGGAUGGUCUCUGGUACCCAGCACGAAUCACUGAUGUGGACAGUGGCUACUACACAGUGAAGUUCGAGUCGCUGCUGCUGAAGGAGGCUGUGCUGGAAGGGGACAGCGUCCUGCCCCCACUGCGAGCAGAGCGCACAGGGUCCUCUGACUCGGACAGCGGCGACGAGGGCGACGAGGGCGACGCCAGCUAUGCCAAAGUGGUGGAAGCCAGCACCACCGACCACGGGCCCUGCAGCUCCACCUUCGCUGGCUGGGAGGUGCAUACCCGGGGCAUAGGCUCCAGGCUCCUUGCCAAGAUGGGCUACGAGUUUGGCAAGGGUCUAGGCCGGCACGGACAGGGCCGAGUGGAGCCCAUCCACGCUGUUGUGCUCCCUCGAGGGAAGUCGCUGGACCAGUGCAUGGAGACCCUGCAGAAGGGGGCCAAGGGCAGCAAGGCUGGCCCCAACAGGCCCCCGAAGUGCCGGGGGCCAGGUGGCAGGCCCGGGGGCCGCCCACCCCCUCGGGGCGUGUUCGACUUUCUGAACGAGAAGCUGCGAGGCCAGGCCCCUGGGGCCCUGGAGGCAGGGUCAGCCCUCCCAGGGAGGGGGAGUGGCAAGGAGAUGUACCACGCCAGCAAGAAGGCCAAGCGGGCCCUGAGCCUGCGGCUCUUCCAGACCGAGGAGAAGAUCGAGCAGGCCCAGCGGGACAUCCGAAGCAUCCAGGAGGCCCUCGCCCGCAACACCGGCAGGUACAGCGUGACAGUGGCCCAGCUGCAGGAGAAGCUGGCAGGAGCCCAGCGGCAGCUGGGGCAGCUCCGGGCCCAGGAGGCGGGCCUGCAGCGGGCACAGGGCAAGGCAGACACCCACAGGAAGAUGACAGAGUUCUAAGCCCUGCACACGUGGAUGGCUCGCCUGGCUCCCAGCUGCCCUCAGGAAGACCAGCCGUUGCCCAGCAACAAGAUGCCGCCAGGAGACGGCCAGCCACUCCCAGGCUAGACUGCAGGCAGCCUUCUGGCCAGCCUGGGGCUGUGAACACUGCCAAGUGGAGACGGGCUGCAGGGUCACGUUCUCACGUCACCUGCCCACUGAGCCUACCUGCCAGUGUCUUAGGGAGUCUUGCUGGGAAGGACAUUAAAGUGACCAUGCUGUGGUGUCAGUGGA
Molecule: messenger RNA, 2181 nt
Organism: Rhinolophus ferrumequinum (greater horseshoe bat)
Lineage: Eukaryota; Metazoa; Chordata; Mammalia; Chiroptera; Rhinolophidae
Gene: ZGPAT
Product: zinc finger CCCH-type and G-patch domain containing
Exons: 7
Coding region: 364-1908 (514 amino acids)
Biological process (GO): negative regulation of DNA-templated transcription; regulation of transcription by RNA polymerase II
Cellular component (GO): nucleus
Molecular function (GO): RNA polymerase II cis-regulatory region sequence-specific DNA binding; DNA-binding transcription factor activity, RNA polymerase II-specific; metal ion binding
Source: RefSeq, a predicted model, not a curated record